AUGGCUAUGGCUCCUGUGUAUCUCCUCGUUCUCGUCCUCGUCCUCUCCCCAGUAGUAAUUGCCAAAGAUUUCAAUGUUGGCGAUAACAAUGGCUGGACGACUGGGACUGAUUACUCCGAUUGGGCUUCAAGUCAAAAAUUCAAUGUCGGUGAUAAGCUCGUGUUCACCUUUGGAUUCACUCACAGUCUGGAUGAAGUAAGCAAAGAUGAUUAUGACAACUGCAACACUGGAAACCCUAUAAACUCCUAUAGUUCCAGCCCAACCUCCAUAACUCUAACCAAAGCUGGUUCAAUGUACUUCACAUGUCCUAGAUCAAAUCACUGCUCUCAGGGCAUGAAAUUGGCAGUCAAUGUCACUGCCACCAGCACCACUCCUGGUGGCUCACCGCCCUCGGCCACCACUCCAUCGCCACCCGGGUCACCAACUACUCCGGACAGCCCACCUUCUACUACUGCCCCGCUAACGCCCACUGGUGGUGCUACAAGCAUUUUUGGUGGAUUCAGUCAUUUGAUGGUUGUUUUGAUAGCCAUGUUUGUGUUUAUGGCCUAG
Molecule: messenger RNA, 549 nt
Organism: Fraxinus pennsylvanica
Lineage: Eukaryota; Viridiplantae; Streptophyta; Magnoliopsida; Lamiales; Oleaceae
Source: the annotation of a GenBank genome assembly